UACUUUCUCACAUAAAGCUUACUGCAAUAUUAUGGCAAAGCUUAUGCACAUUGUUCUGGCUCUGAGCUUGACAGUGAUGGCAUGUUCACUUCAGGAUUGUCCUACUAAAUGUGGAGAUGUUGAAGUUCCGUAUCCGUUCGGCGUCAGUGACACAUCUGCUGCUGUUGUGUAUCCUGCAUGUGCCAGGAGCGAUUACUUCAUGCUCUCAUGUAAUUCUACGGAAUAUCCUCCUCGUCUUUAUUACGGCAAGCUCCAUGUCCUGAAUAUAUCUCUGGAGGAAGGAACCUUCACCAUCGCCACUUAUCCAUCUCUUAAGUGCUACAAUGAAUCAGCACAGACUGAUCAUGUAAAUUACAAGAUGCAACUAGGAAACGGCCCUUUCAGGUUAUCUGACACCCGAAACAAGCUGACAGCUAUCGGAUGCGAUACGACAGCGUUCAUGAGUGAUGCUGGAGUAACGUAUGGCAGUGGAUGCAUAUCUUACUGCACUGAAAGCAAAAAGCUUGAAAAUUAUUGCACGGGAAUUGGUUGUUGUCAGACUUCCAUGCCAAGAAGUCUCAAGAACAUAACCAUCGCCAUUUCAAGCUUAAGCAAUCAUAGCCGCGUUUUUCAGUUUAAUCCAUGUGGGUUUGCGUUUAUAGCGGAUGAAAAGUUCAAUGUCUCCAAAUUGAAACUUGAUGAUCGACCAAAACCUUAUUUUAGUAAGAAGCAUCCAAUUUCUAAGGCUGUAAUCGAGUGGGUUGCAAGCGAAGAAACAUGUGAAGAUGCCAGACUCAAUGCCACCUUUUAUGCUUGUGGUAAUAAUACUGACUGUGUUUACUCCGAAAAUGGCAAGGGAUAUCGAUGCUUAUGCAUGCAGGGAUACGCAGGAAACCCUUAUGAUCGACUACAAGGCUGUCAAGACAUCGACGAAUGCAAGGAGCCAAUGAAUUACCGGUGCCAUGGUACUUGCAAGAACAAGGCAGGGAACUACACAUGCCAAUGCCCACUUGGGAUGCACGGUGAUGGCAAAAUUAGCUGCCAGGGAUUCCACAUUUCAACUAUUUCCGCAAUUUGUGGAGCUUUCAUGUUUGUCGUGAUCAUCAGUCUUCUGACUGUGAUCAUAUGGAGGAAGCGGAUAAAAGAGAAAAACUUCUUAAAAAAUGGAGGUAUGCUAUUAAAGCAUCAGCGAGUCAGACUUUUCAGCGAAAAGGAGCUACAGAACGCUACAAAAGACUACGACAGAAGCCAAUUUUUGGGCGAAGGUGGUUUCGGAUGUGUUUACAAGGGAAAUCUGGCAGAUGGCACGCAGCUCGCAGUAAAAAAGCCGAAAGACAUAGACAAAACUCAAAUUAAUGAAGAGUUCGAGAAAGAAAUCGGCAUUGUUUCACAGGUCAACCAUGUAAAUGUGGUAAAGAUCCUGGGGCUUUGUUUGGAGACGAAACAUCCUCUGUUGGUAUAUGAAUUCAUUUCCAAUGGGAGUCUAUAUCAACAUAUCCAUCAGAGGAGGUCUCACAUACUGAGCAGCUGGAAAAGCCGGCUGCGAAUUGCUGCGGAGAUCGCCUUAGCCCUUGAUUAUUUGCACUCCCUUGCCAACCCACCCAUUAUUCACGGUGACGUGAAGUCGGCAAACAUCCUCCUGGAUGAAAACUACACUGCAAAAGUAUCCGAUUUUGGAGCUUCGGUGCUUAUUUCUCCAGGAGAGACAGUUAUGGCUACAAAAAUACAAGGGACAUUGGGCUACUUAGAUCCGGAAUAUCUCAUGACCGGAAUCUUAACGGAGAAGAGCGACGUAUACAGUUUUGGUGUUGUUCUUGUGGAACUCUUGACGGGAGAGAAACCAAACUCUACUGCAAGAUCAGGAGUCAAGAAUAACAUCAUUCAAUAUUUUCUUUCUUCGCUGGAGCAGAACAAUAUCCCCGAAAUACUUUGCCUGGUGGUCACCGAAGAUGAAAUCGAAGAUAUCAAACUGUUCGCAGAACUUGCAAAAUGCUGCCUGAGUAGGAGAGGGGCAAAAAGACCAAGCAUGAAGCAAGUGGCUGAUGAGCUAAGUAGGUUGAGGCAAUCGAACGAAAAUUUAUGGGCUCAACUGAACCGCCAAGAGUCGGAGCAUUUGGUCGUUGAAAAUAUCAAUCAACCCGAGAGCAUCAGCAUGCCAGCAUUUGAUAUCAGCCUUUAGAAUUUGCAGUCUUGUAUUAGAGAAGCUAGCACUUAUCGUUCUGUUGCAUUAAUUGUCAAACAAUUUUGUACUUUUUUUUAGUUCAAUAAUAAUAAUGGACUUCAUU
Molecule: messenger RNA, 2264 nt
Organism: Mercurialis annua (annual mercury)
Lineage: Eukaryota; Viridiplantae; Streptophyta; Magnoliopsida; Malpighiales; Euphorbiaceae
Product: wall-associated receptor kinase 2-like
Exons: 3
Coding region: 32-2158 (708 amino acids)
Biological process (GO): cell surface receptor signaling pathway; protein phosphorylation
Cellular component (GO): plasma membrane
Molecular function (GO): protein serine/threonine kinase activity; calcium ion binding; polysaccharide binding
Source: RefSeq, a predicted model, not a curated record